Molecule: messenger RNA, 1947 nt
Organism: Armigeres subalbatus
Lineage: Eukaryota; Metazoa; Arthropoda; Insecta; Diptera; Culicidae
Exons: 5
Coding region: 1-1947 (648 amino acids)
Biological process (GO): DNA integration
Molecular function (GO): nucleic acid binding
Source: RefSeq, a predicted model, not a curated record
AUGCUCAACGCACUGUUUCAACGCCUUCAAUCCUACGGUUUCGUUCUGAGGGAAGAAAAGUGCAACAUUCUGCAGCCGGAGGUAAAGUAUUUGGCGCACAUCGUAGACGAGAACGGUCUCCGUCCAGACCCAUCCAAGGUGGAAGCCAUUGUCAAGAUGCCACCGCCCAAAGAUGUCACAACUCUACGCUCGUUCCUUGGUGCGGUGAAUUUCUACGCAAAGUUUGUCCCGGAGAUGCACCAACUGCGGCGGCCACUCGACGCGCUGCUGAAGAAGGAUGUCAAAUUCGUUUGGAACAGCGAGUGUCAGAAAUCGUUCAGGCGCUUCAAGGAAUCCGGAAUCGGUGCCUGCCUUCUACACAGGUUCCCCGAUGGCUCACUCAAAGUUGUUGCACACGCUUCUCGCUCGCUCACCCCCGCGGAGGCAAAUUACGGACAGAUCGAGAAGGAAGGUCUUGCACUGGUGUUUACCGUAACGAAAUUCCAUCGGAUGCUGCUCGGACGCAAGUUCACCCUCCAGACGGAUCAUCAGCCACUCCUGCGGGUAUUCGGACAGAAGAAGGGUAUUCCGUUUGGAUAUGCCGACGUACUGUCCCGCCUCAUCAACGGUUACGUCAAACCAGAGGAGGACUUCAUCAUCGCAUCGAUUCAACUGGAAAACGACAUCGAGAUUCCACUGCAGGAAACCAUCAGUUCGCUGCCAGUUACGUUCAAAUCGGUGCGCGGCGCUACUUUCCAGUGCCCGGUUCUCCAACUAGUGAUCCAGUACAACCAGCGUGGAUGGCCCUCCAAAAUCUAUGACAUCGCUAACCCUGAAGUUCGCCCUUUCUUCGCUCAUCGAGAAGCUCUAUCGGUAGUGAAGGGUCGUGGCCACUCGCUCAAUCUCCCUGACUUCGCCGGCCCAAUCAACGGUCUGCACUUCCUCAUAGUGGUGAACACCUUCACCAAGUGGCCGGAAAUUCGCAUCGUUCGAUCCCCGACAACAUCAGCAGUGACCGAGUUCCUCGACGAGCUGUUUGCCCGUUUUGGCGUUCCCAACGUCACCGACAAUGGAACGCAGUUCACGUCGGAACAGUUCGCGGUUUUGUGCAGGAAGAACGGCAUUCAACAUUUCCGGACAUCGCCGUAUCACCCACAGUCCAAUGGCCAGGCGGAGAGAUUUGUGGGCACCUUCAAGAGGUCGUUGCGCAAAAUCAACGAGAGGGAAAGCAUCUCGGAAUCGCUCCAGACGUUCCUCCAGGUCUACCGAACCACUCCCAGUCGUGUUCUGAAUGGCAGAACUCCUUCGCAGCUGAUACUUGGUCGAAACAUCAAGAUGGUCCUCGAUCUCCUGCAUCACCAACAACCGAAGCCAGUUGUCACGGAAAGAACACUGAGUGCUCGCGACAUAGUCUACGCCAAGGUCUACCGCAACAACACCAAGUGGCAGUGGGCAUCCGGCGUAAUCAUCAAGGUCAUUGGACGGGUCAACCACAACGUGCUACUGGACGAUUGGCAUGGACGGAGGAAGCUCAUCAGAUCGCACUCCAACCAGCUAAAGCAUCGUUCCUGUGAAGCAACAACCGGCGCAGCAGAUUCCACACCACUGGGUAUCCUGGUGGACAUGUUUGGAAUUCAAUCUCCUGGACCAGCAGUACAGCCCGCUCAACAAGGUCAAGCCGAGCAGGAACCACUUCCUGUUCCAUCAACCUCCAACGUCCGAUUCCAGGUCCAGCCACGAACCGAGGUGCAAGUAGUGCCAACGGUUUCCAACCAAGAAAUCGAAGCAGGUUCCAGUCAACUCGAUGAUGUUUCCGAACGCGGUCGCAUCCAGACCGACCAACCAGAACCGGAGCAUGAAGAAGAUAACCAGCCACCUAUAGAUCCCGUUCCAGAAUCACCAUCGGUCCGGCCACAGAGAGUGAUCCGGAUGCCGUCCAGAUUCGAGCCGUACCUGUUCUGCAAAUAA